This is a messenger RNA of Nelumbo nucifera (sacred lotus), 2458 nucleotides long. RefSeq names its product neurofilament heavy protein. NCBI's taxonomy places the organism in Eukaryota, Viridiplantae, Streptophyta, Magnoliopsida, Proteales, Nelumbonaceae. The record is from RefSeq and is a predicted model, not a curated record.
UGCAGUAAAGAAAAGAAAAUUGCAGAAUGAUCUCUGCGAUACAUUCUCAGUAGGUUGCUGAAAAGUAUGAAGAAGAUAAUGGAAUAGUUUUGGAUAAGUUCUAGGGCUCUAGAUACUUCUGAACAACCUGGCUUUACACAACAAUAAUUCUGGUGAUGAUGAGUGGGGUAAUUGGGUUUGGAGUUAUUCUUUAGAAUAAUCAGAAACAAACAAGGAUCUAGUAUCGGUAAAAAGCUUCUUUAAGUUUAUCAAGGGGAGAACAAAAGGAAAUAGAUGGAGGCACAUGUUCUCCGUUCUUCUUCACUUUCUUGGUUCUAUCCUCCCUUUUUCUUCUCUUUUGUCUCCAUUCUAAUCUUCUUGUACUGAUCACUGUUCGGUGUCACAUGUUGGCUGCGAGGUUUUAAUUAUCCCUCUUUCAGGGACAGCUCUGAACUCGAUCCUGAUCUUCUAGAGAUGAACUAUAUGGUCGAAUCGACGAUGGAUGCUCUCGAAGGCGAAAAUGGGAUGGAAAAACCAACUUCUUCUAAGUCUGUUCUUGAGGUAUCGGUCUCGUUUGGAAGAUUUGAGAACGACUCUUUGUCUUGGGAGAGAUGGUCGUCUUUCUCGCCAAACAAGUACCUGGAAGAAGUUGAGAAGUGUUCCACCCCCGGAUCGGUUGCUCAGAAGAAGGCUUAUUUUGAAGCCCAUUACAAGAAGAUUGCUGCUCGAAGGGCUCAACUGCUUGAAGAGGAGAAGCAAAUGGAAGCUGAUAAACUGAGGUUACAUGAAGCAAGUAACGGAGAUCUAGUUGGUAAUGUCCAUGGGCAUAAUGCUGAGUUCGAUCCAUCGAACUUUGAGAGAACUACUGAAGCCACUGAGCUGGAGAGCAACUCAACCAGUGUUUCCUGUAUCACCAAUAUUGAGGAGCCAAACGAGAAUAAUACGGUCUCUGGAGAAUGCCAAGAGCCAAGUGAUGAGGAAGCUAUUAUGGAUGAGCCAAACAAGGUUGCUAGGGUUCCAGAGUCGAACAAGGAUGCUACCGUUGAGGUAGCGUGCCAAAUUUCAUUGGUUGAGGGAAUGGAAGAACUGAAAACCUCAGAGAGCCCGAAAUCGAACAAACGGGAGAUGGUUGAUUUAGUUAAAGAAGACAAUCGUUCUCCAGAAUUUCAGUCCCCAAUGGAAGUGCCACAACAGCCGGGUAAUGAGAAAAGUAACAUUCAAGAUAAAAAGGUUGAGGAUGCUAAAUUGAAGCCGCCGAAGGAAUCUCUUAAGGGAACUCCUGUCAUCAAACAUAAGAAUUUGGUAAGAGAAAGGAAAAAGCCAGCAACACCAAUACAGAUAUCACCACAAAUUUCUACCCCUAGGGUGUCUAAGUCUGCAUCAGCUACCACUGUGACAUCUGCUUCUCGGACUUCUGCAAGGAAGGCAAGCCGUUCGUCUUUACCAAAGAAACAGAAUCCUUCAACGGUGGAAAGCAAGAGAUCAACUCCCACACUGCACCUGUCUCUUAGUCUGGAACCCACAAAUUCUGAUUCUGCUACUCAUGCCACAACGAGAAGAUCUUUCAUAAUGGAAAAGAUGGGAGAUAAGGAAAUUGUUAAAAAAGCAUUUAAGACAUUUCAGAACAGUUUAAGCCAACAAAGAACUUCCAGUGAAGCAAGACCUUUGGCCCCCCAGCAGGUCUUGGUCAAGGGAACAGAACGAAAUAUGUCUGCUUCAAUGAAUCUGCGAAAGGAGAAGCAAAGUACCAGGAAGGGAGUGGAAAAGGGCAGAUAUCAAACAGAUCAAGUGGGUCCAAGACAGAACUUUGCUUCAGCAGGGGCUCUCAGAGCAGCUGGUGUUAGUCAGACAAGUGCUAAGUCUGUCCCAUCUUCUUCUUUUGGAUUGAGAAGUGAUGAGAGAGCAGAGAAACAAAAAGAGAAACUAGAGGAGAAGUCUAAUGCUAAGGAGGUGGAAACUAUGCGCCUGGGGUCAAAGACAAAGGUGAAGAAAGAAGCAGAGAUUAAAAAGCUGAGACAGAGUCUUAAUUUCAAAGCUACACCAAUGCCUGAUUCUUAUCGGACACAGGGGAUGUCAAAAACUCGUAUAGAUAAGGGAAGUCAAAAUCAUAAGAUUCGUCAUGGACCCGAGUCCACAGGUGAUACAAUUUCAUGAUAAUCUGCUAGACUGCUGUCGAGGAACCAGAAGAAAAUAUGCUAUUGUAUCAAAUGUAGAUCAGUUCGUCUUGAAAUAGGCACUGAGAUAAGUAACCGUGCCAGCAGCCAUUGAUGAGAGUAACAGCCUAGUAGGCUGGAUAAUAUGUAUAGUCUCAAUAGGCAGUUCACAUGGUUGAUCUUUUUCUGUUGUGGUGGAUUCUAGUAAUAGUUGAAAGAGAGCUCAGCCAGGUGUGUGUACUAUAGCUAGAGAAUCUAGUGGAACCCAAAACGGAAAGGCUUGUAUUGGCACAAGGUUUUCAAGUUUCCCGAAAUCUUUUUAUGCA